AAUGAACGUUGCUCUACGUAUUGCUCCACUUAACAUAGUUUAUGUAUCUAUUAUCAAUUGAAAAAGAAGGAUGGCGUCAGGCCUAAGGAAACGCACUAAGAAGGCCGACGAUAACUCGGUGGUUGCAACAGCUGCCGACGUAAGCAAGAUGAAAGUAGCUGAAUUGAAGGCAGAGCUUGGGAAACGAGGUCUCGACAAGAGCGGAAAGAAGGCUGAUCUAGUAGAAAAGUUGAAAGACGCGAUGGGAGAUGCAACAGAUUCUUCUGAAAAACCUCUAGCUAAACAAAACAAAUCAAAGGAGAAAGACAAGCAAGCGGUGAGGCAGCAGUUCAGGUUAGCUGCUUUAGAUGAAACAGAUGCCCCUAAGAAGGUUCGCCCAUGCAAGCUUGACAAGCAGACUCAAAGUCUUAUCAAGUUGAUCUUUGAUCAUGACAUGUUUAAAGAGGCUAUGGAGAAAAUGGAACUUGAUACUAAGAAAAUGCCUCUGGGAAAGAUUAGCAAAUCACAGAUUGCAAAGGGCUUUGAGGUUCUUGAAGAAAUGCAAACAGAAUUGAAAAAGAUGAAGCCAUCAGGCGAUCGUUUGAAGGAGCUGUCUUCUCGCUUCUACACACUUAUUCCUCAUAGUUUUGGUAGACAAUGUUCACCAACAAUUAGCACUGAGGAAGGUGUUCGCUAUAAGAUGGACAUGCUCUUGGUUCUUGCAGACAUUGAAUUGGCACAGGAGCUGGAGUCUGAAAGUGAAAAGAAGAAAGCAUCUCAGGGUGAGGAAGUGGAUCAUCCAAUUGAUAUUAAUUAUGGUUUGUUGAAAUGUCAUCUCAAGCAUGUUGAUCCAGAAUCUCAUACAUACAAGUUUAUCAAGAAUUACACAACUGCUACUGGUCCAUCUUUGUGGCGUACAGUGGAGAUACAAGAUAUAUUUGAAGUGGAUAGAGAGGGCUCUGCUGAGCGUUUUAAGGCUUAUGAGGCUCUUGAGAAUCACCGCUUGUUAUGGUAUGGCACAAAUGUUGCUGUAGUUGCUGCUAUACUUAAAGGAGGGCUUCGAAUCAUGCCACAUUGUGGAGGCAGAGUUGGAAAGGGAAUUUACUUUGCUUCAGAAAACAGCAAAUCAGCUGGUUAUGUCCGCACUGCUGCCAAGACUGGCAUCAUGUUCCUUGCUCAGGUUGCACUUGGUAAAGAGCAUUCUAUUACAAUGGACGAUUGGACGCUUACUGCACCUCCUUCUGGGUUUGACUCAAUUGUUGCUCGUGGACGAACUGAACCCGCUCCUACCAGAGACAUCUUAGUGAAGCUCGAAGGCAAGGAUGUGACUGUCCCACAGGGCAAACCUCUUGAUCAACCUCAUUACAGCACAAGCAACUUUAGUCAAAGCGAGUACCUCAUAUACAAUGAGAGUCAGUGUUGCAUCCGCUAUCUUCUCAAACUCAAAAUGUGAUGUCAAACAAUUAAUUAAACAUUACGUAUUCUGAUACUGUAAUUAUAAACUAGUAAUGUUUUUGGUAUUUGUUAUGGUCUACCAGACUUCAUGCACGAGUUGCUUUGUUGCUGUUGAAUUUACUGUUUCAUAAUUGCCGAGCGUAGCGAGGCUUCUAAUCCGGGUUGCACAACAGAAA
This is a messenger RNA of Corticium candelabrum, 1610 nucleotides long. RefSeq names its product protein mono-ADP-ribosyltransferase PARP3-like. NCBI's taxonomy places the organism in Eukaryota, Metazoa, Porifera, Homoscleromorpha, Homosclerophorida, Plakinidae. Gene Ontology annotation, biological process: double-strand break repair; protein poly-ADP-ribosylation. The coding region runs from base 71 to 1432 and encodes 453 amino acids. Gene Ontology annotation, cellular component: nucleolus; site of double-strand break. The record is from RefSeq and is a predicted model, not a curated record. Gene Ontology annotation, molecular function: NAD+ poly-ADP-ribosyltransferase activity; NAD+-protein mono-ADP-ribosyltransferase activity. The transcript is spliced from 10 exons.